UGACCUGCGGGAUUAAACACAACGGUUGUGUAAAUUUGUGGAUUUGGUCCCGAGCUCCAGAGGGCCUUGUUUACAUCUCAAUCCCCGGGUUAGAGUGGGUGAGAGGCUGCGGCACAGCGGGAGACAACGAUAAGUGGGGUGGCUAACGGGGCUAGCUCUUAUGUUGGACAUUUUAGAGACGCAACAAAUUAAUGUUUUUCAAAAGCUUGGGGUAGUUUGCUCUGCGAGUUACCCACCAGUUUGACUCGUGCGACUCGCGGGUUGGGCAUGCCGUGUCUCCGCUGCUGAAUAUAACGUUUACUGCCGGUACGCUAGCCAGGAAGCUAAUCCGGCUAACGGUAAACUGGUCAGCCGAUUUGUGUAUUUGAAUUAGCGUUAACCCCUGGUCCUCGUUGUGUCUACGUCGUCACCGAAAUCGUACCACCAUGCCGAUGUCCAGCAACAACCAUGCCGGGGUGUUUUUGUUAUUAUUUAUUUGUUUACGUUGCUUAAUCUGUCCCCCGUCCUCUUACUCCCCAUCCCCCAAAACGGGCUAUCAGACUCGGUGCUGCUGAGUCGCCGUGAAACAUUAGCAAGAUGUGUGUCACCCAGUUGGCGGCCUAUUUUUAGCCUGGAACGGGCGGAAUGUCGCUGGCCUGGCACCGGGGCCGGCUAACCUUGUUUUAGAUCCUGCUGGAUAUUUUUUGCGAUGUCACAUUGGAUUGACGGUGCCGGCAAACUGCUCUGCUCCGGUGUCUCUCGACCAUCCUGGAUGCAAAUCACAGGUCGAAAUGAACCGAUAGUGGUAUUAACGUUUGUGUUAUCUUUAGGGUAUAUGUUAACUGUUACUUUCCUUUCAAAGUCAAUUAGACUCAUUGUGUCGACACGUUUUCGCAAGGAGAAACCCCGCUAUCAUCCACAUUUAUGAAAAAAAGCACAAUAGAACAGUGAUACCACUGUGGAAGGGGACCACCAUCCUGACAAAGACACAUUAAGGGCAUGUCACUAGUGCUGUACUAGCAACGCAAGAUACAUGUAAUGGAUUGUGAUUAGUAAUGUUGGAGUGGAACAAGGAAAUACAUAUCAUCCAAUCUGCAUUAAAUAUGUGCAAUCCAAUCUCAAGUUGCCACUGUGAUUUUAGUACUUUAGUCACUCAUACUUAAUAUGUAUGUUUACUCUGUAACUUUGCUUGCUGCUGCUACAAACAAAUCCCCCCCUGGGGAGAUAUAUAUAUAUAACUGACAUAUUCAAUUAUUUCAGAAGCUGAGCUGUGUAAAAUGAGCAUAUUGUGCCUCAUGUUCUUGGGCUCUAUAAAAGACAAUCCGCAAAAAUAAUUAGACGACAAUUGUAGACAAAGUACAUGUGUGUACUACCCCCUGUCACCAUUCAUAAUAUCAAUCAGGUCUUGCUUUGCAUUGCAAGAAUCUUUAACUCAAUUGAGAUGGGCUUUCCUGUCCUGCUGUGUCCAAUAUUACUUACCGGUUGGUCAUAUAAUUAACUACUGUUGAGGUGUUCUGUUUUCCUCAUCCCUAAAUCCAAAGCAUCUUCAGCUAAUCCUCUAAAUCAGGGAUUCCCAAAGUGUGGUGCGCGCACCCCUUGGGGUGCGCGAGCUGUCUCGAGGGGGUGCGCGAGAGGAAAAAUGUAAUGGUGGUCAAUGGUGUAAUAAUUAAUAUUAAACAUUCUCAGGGCUCUCAAGUGUCACGCAUUGAGCGUGAGACUCACGCAUUUCGGUCUUAACUCACGCACUCCCGCCACACAACGUAUUUCUCACGCUGAAAAAAACUCUUGGCUAUUUAAUGUUUGAAUGCAGGGGUGCUCAAUACGUCCGCAGAGCUCCGACGCCGGUCUGCGCGCGCAUCGGGACGGAGCAAAGAAAAAGUCACUCGCAAGGUGUGGGGGAUAGGGGGUGCGUGAACCCGGUCGUGUUGUAGAAGGGGGUGCGUGGCUUAAAAAGUUUGGGAACCGCUGCUCUAAAUCAUGUCUUAAGGCUUAACCCAUGCCGUGUGCCCUACACAUGUUUAUCAGAUAUACAGUGCAUCUAAAAAAUAAAUGCAGAAUAUAUGAGCAAGAGCUGAUUUUAAAGUCUUGUUGAUGUCCAAAACUAGAAACAAAAGUGGAGUAGCAGAAAGAGAUGCACCCAGACAAUAAAAGAGGAUUGUUUGGAAGGAAGUAGGGAGUAGGAUUGUAAAGGUUCAUAGCAUUAAAGAGCAGUGAGUCAAAUGGUGAGUAGAGUAGAUGUAGCUGAUAUCUGAUCAACUGUGCAGGCAGAAUAUUUUAUUUUCCUUUUUGAGUAGUUAUUCAAACUGUGUCAAUACUUUGAGAGCACCUUAAAGCAGUCAUCAAAUUCCUUGUUUGUGCACACAUACAUGGCCAACUAAGCAGAUUUGGAUAUGACAAUCUGUAAGAACAGCUCAAGUGCUUUGUAGAAAAGCCAUGUGACGAAAAGCACAGGCAAACGUUUAGCAACACCUGUCUGGUAACGUACUAGCUUGUAUUGGCCUGCGACAGAAUAUGUUAUGCAAGAAAUGAUGUGUAAGAAGAGUCCAGUUUAAAAAGGCUGCAACAAAUGCUACAGUAUGGUAUGGUUGAUUUUCUUUUCUUAGAAAGCUACGGGCAAAUAGGACAAAUGUUGUCACCCACCACAGAGUGACUGAUGAAGUUGUCUUCAUUAAUAGACAUGUAUUAUUUGUGGAAAAUUAGAGACGGUUCAGACUUUAGUCCAAAAUCAACACUUACUCUGUACUUUAUAGGCACCCUGCUUAAUCUGUCCGAAGGCUCCAUUUAGGGGAGUUGCUUGCCGACUGCACUAUUUUAAAAUGGGUUGAGUUUGCUCUGUGAGCUCGAUUGACCCAACAUUUAUUUUCAGAAAUUAGUACCCAAAGUAUUCGGUUGAUAUUGUCAUUAGACUCUCCAAAGUAUGUAAAACACCACCUCUGUUGUUCUGUGUGGCGUUGUCAAUAUUAUAUAAUUUCCAUACAUGUGCCACAUGGACAAUUGAAUAUUACCAACUAGUAACCUACCUUUCAGACAGUGUUAAAAAGUAAUGCGUCUCCCAAAGUCUACCGCCUUUUGUGCUCCAAAAACAUGUUUAUUGGAGUCAGAAGGAGGCACUCCACAGUACUCUAAGGCACUCAACAUUUUUAAUUGCGUAGAAAUGCCCAUUUAUUAUAUCAAUAUGAGAUAUUAAGAAAACACAGCACAGCGUGAUUUUGAACUUUGCACAUGACCCAAAGAAGUAGUUAUGGGAUCACGACUUAAUUCUAUUGUGUAGUAUGUUUGUGUAGAAACUCUUAGUUGGUAAUGAAAGAAAUACAACACUGAUAUUGUGUAUACUGACCUUUUGGAUAAAGCCACGUGUGUGCGAGGGAGAAUAAAGUAUCUGUGUUCAGGAAAUCCAAUUAAUGUAGUGAUAAUGCAAAGCGUUGGGCUUCCUGUCAAUGACAGAGCUUCUAACUGUUUGGAGAAUGUGUGAUUAUUUAGAGAUUCCUCUUACCAAUGCACAACUUUUGAAAAGUUCGUAGACAUCUGCAAAAAUGGAAAUGUUAAAAACACCCCGAGCAAAUAAACCCUAUAUUGCCAUUUGAUUCUGAUAAUGGAAAGUGUUCACCUUGGUUAUUAGUAUAAAUUAGGGCUGUCAAUCGAUUUAAAAAAAUUAACUAAUUAAUCGCACAUUUUGAAAUUCAUUAAUCGCGAUUAAAAGUUUUUUUUUCUUUCUUCUUUUUAAAGACAAAACUUCACACAGAGCUGUGUUUUCAAAGAGGCUCCUACCUAUAAAGUGCCAGCGAGGUAUUUAAUAUUGUGGAUGAUAAAUUGUUUCUUCAGUGAAACAUCCAGAUUAGUAAAAAAAUAUAUAUAUUUGAGACCCCAUUGGUCCUGUCACCUUUAACAUUGGACAACAGCAGAACCAGUGGCCUUGGUAAACUGACUGACAUUCACAUAUGUCACGUUAACCCUCUGGAGGCUGGGCUCAUGUUCUCCAUUUUACAAAAAAAUGUAAAUUCACCUUUUAAAGGCGUUUGCAUAUGACACAUGCCCAUGUGUUAUACAUCAAACAUUCCAGAACAAUCUCAGCUCUAUUCAAUGAGGCACAUUUGUCCUUGCGCCGUGUUCUCUGAUUCUCUGACUGACAGGCUGCUAAUGAGCCUCACCUGUGAGGUGGGAGGUCCUUUGUGAUUUACUGAGUGUUCAUUGGUUGUUUUUUUCGCAAAAUGUUGACAGACAAACGGAUUGACAAAUCACUUUGAAGGUUUCGUGUGACGAGUUCUUUCCGCGCCGCGUCACCCGACACGUCGCCCCUCCGUUCCUCUGUGUAUCAGAGGGGGAGACGGGAGGAUGGAGGAGCAGGAGGAAACCCGACUGAUUAAUCCACGAGUUUAAACUGAUUUCUGCUCCUUAUUUUCACGGAGAAAUAAUUGUUUUAAAAUGGAAACAGUGUUAAACCGCACUGCCGCGGUUUGACACUCAGAGGAGUGUAAAAACUUCAACGAACACCGGAAGUAAAAAAAGUUGCGUUAAUUGUGUUAAAAUAUUUUAGUGCGUUAACGCGGCCAAAUUAAUAGCAUAGAUUAACGCGUUAAUGCUGACAGCCCUAGUAUAAAUCCUACAUGUUGUGUACACGUAUGAAAAUAUGUUUUGAGAAGUUGGGGGACAUUUUCAGACUUUUGUUUUUAAUCAGCCCUUUCACUUCCUACUUGACAUAUUUAGAUUAUGAAUUACAUUUUUUUAUUACGUUAACGUACACAAAAAUAAGCUAUAAUCAACAACUUUGAUCAUUUACAUGUUUUUUUCUUCCCACUUUUUCCUUUGUUCCUCUACUUCUUUCUUUUUCUUGUUCUCUUAUUUAUUUAUUAAUUCCUUUUUUUCCCUUUCCUUCUAUUCGGCCUGUUCCCCUGUUAAGAUCAGCCUGUGACCAGCUUUCCAAAUGAGUGACGGGGAGUGUGACUUCUUCUGCUUCUUUCGCUGCUGCUGAGCGUGCCUCAGGCCGACAGGAAGGCAGGGUGUCACUUUGCGGUGCCAGGGAGACAGCGAGGUGUCUCUUCAAACAACCCACUUUCACCAAUUGAACCACUUGGAUCCGACAGGUAGGCAGGCCGUCCGGGUGGUCGAUUCAAUCGACUGGAUGUCUGUGGACAUGAACAGCCAGGCGUCGGACAGCAACGAGGAAGACUUUGGGGUGAACUCUGAAGAGGAGGAAGAUGAGGACGACGAUGAAGGAGAGGAGGAGGAGGAGGAUCAGGGCGACAUCUCAACCUACUAUGAGGGGGUAGCCAGUGAUGUGGAGCAACAAAGCGCUGACUCCUUUGACCCGGAGGAGUACUUGUUCACCUGUCUGACCUACAAAGAGAGUCAGAGGGUGUUGAUAGAGGAGGUUAACACUGUGGCCGCUGCACUGAAGGUUUUACCGGCAGUUGCAAAACUGAUCCUGGUGCAUUUGCACUGGCGGAUUACACAAAUACUGGACAGAUUUAAGUCCAACUCGUCGCUGCUGUUGUCAGACGCUCUGGUCCAGCCCAGCAGCACCUGCAGAUUAGUCACUGCUCCUCAGUCCCUCCAAUGUGGCGUGUGUCUACAGAUUGUGCGGAGAGACUCCCUGCUGGCGCUGCCCUGCCAGCACUCUUUCUGCAAAGGAUGCUGGGAGCAGCACUGCACUGUCCUGGUCAAAGAUGGCCUGGGAGUGGGUAUCUCAUGUAUGGCUCAGGACUGUUCCCUGCAGAUGCCAGAAGACUUUGUCCUGCCGUUGCUGCCAGGAGAGGAGCUGAAGGACAAAUACAGACGCUACCUCUUCAGAGACUAUGUCGAGAGUCACUUCCAAUUGCAGUUAUGUCCCGGUGCCGACUGUCCCAUUGUCAUCAAGGUGGAAGAGCCCCGGGCGCGCAGGGUGCAGUGUAGCCGCUGCAGGGAAGUCUUCUGUUUUAAAUGCCGUCAGCUGUACCACGCACCCACGGACUGUGCAACAAUCCGGAGAUGGCUGACAAAAUGUGCAGAUGACUCGGAGACGGCCAACUACAUCAGCGCACACACUAAAGAUUGUCCUAAGUGCAAUAUUUGCAUUGAGAAGAACGGGGGGUGCAAUCACAUGCAAUGCUCCAAGUGCAAACACGACUUCUGCUGGAUGUGUCUUGGUGACUGGAAGACUCACGGCAGUGAAUACUACGAGUGCAGCCGCUACAAAGAAAACCCUGAUAUCGUCAACCAGAGCCAGCAGGCUCAGGCCAGAGAGGCCCUCAAGAAGUACCUCUUCUACUUUGAGAGGUGGGAGAAUCACAACAAGUCUCUACAGUUGGAGGUUCAGACUUACCAGAGGAUUCAGGAGAAGAUUCAGGAGAGAGUGAUGAACAACCUGGGAACCUGGAUCGACUGGCAGUACCUGCAUAACGCGUCAAGGCUACUGGCUAAGUGUCGCUACACACUGCAGUAUACGUACCCGUAUGCCUAUUACAUGGAGUCCGGCCCACGCAAGAAACUGUUUGAGUACCAGCAGGCCCAGCUGGAGGCGGAGAUAGAGAACCUGUCGUGGAAGGUGGAGAGGGCCGACAGCUACGAGAGGGGAAUGGUGGGAGUCGAGGGGGAGCUCACCGCCAGUGACAGAGGGGAUCUGGAGAAUCAGAUGCACAUUGCUGAGAAGAAGCGACGCACGCUGCUGAACGGUUUCCAAGACACCUGAAGCUGCAUUGCGACUUCAAAGCACCAGCAUCUCCAUCCCGCCUUCCUUACUUUCUUCCUUGCCUCCGAUCUUUGCUUCCUUCAAUGACCAUGCAGUCAUACCGACCCCUCCUUUUUGCUCCCACACUGGUUCAUUCGCUCUUUUCUUUCCGACUUUCCCUCCUAUUGCUCCCGUAAUGCUGCAGGGUCACAGAAUGGCACGAUUGUAUCUCCCUUUCUUCCUCUCAUGCUCAUGACACAGCACAUUUACAUGUUUUGGCUCCACAAGCGUCACAUUACAGCUUUUCAGAUCUGAUCAUGAAGGUCACAUUUGAAGGUCUUGCCAUGUGUUUGAAAACUGUUUGAAUGCUUUAAUUCCACAUUAAGCAUUUGGACACUGACACAAGCAGCUCAAAAUAACAUGUUGUGUGCUGAAAGAGUCAGAGCAGUUGUAUUAUAUCUUGUGGCGCUGGAAAAUUCAUUAGAGAAAGAUGAAAUGAUCGAGAAGCUUUUGUUUUUCAGGAAGAUGUUGUGGAUGGAGUACAUUUAUUUAAGGAGACUGCUGAUUGUGUAUAUGUAUUUGGUGGUUUCAAGUUGACCAUAAUGAAUAAGGGGUACUUGCUGGCAGUUGUACCUGUAGUACUUAUUGGAUUGGCCAGAACCAUAUAGACGAACAGGCCAGAACACAUUUAAAGUUGUGUUCCCCGAGCAUAUUUACAUUUUAGUUACCUCUCCUAAGCUGCAAAAGUUUAAUUGAUAUGAAUAAAAAAAAAAUUGCAAAGAUGAUUGAGUAGCUGUGGAAGCUUUUCAUGGAGUGUGUGAUACUUCAAAAUAGAACGUGUCACUGCCUUCACUUUGUUUUGAAACUAACUACAUAAUCUUCCAGGAUUUGUCAUGGCAGGUUAUGGAGACCUUUCAUUGUGUUGAUGUGUUUAAAAUAUAUAUAUAUAUAUAUAUAUUAUGCCAUAAAAGUGUAUAUGGUGUGUUUACUGUGGAAAAAUGGUGACUUCAUAGUCCCACGUCCCACAUACUCCUUUAAAAUAUUAUACAGUAUUUUCCUACGUAUCAUGCAUGAUCACGUAAACAUAGUACAGAAAAAUAAGGUGGAUGUAUUUAAAGUACAACUUUUAUUUGAUUUUUUUUCACAAUAAACACACCUUCCACCUUUUGUUUGUUUUUACCUAACCUGAACUACUACUGUUGACAAAUAGUUGCUAGUCAUUUUUGUCCAAGUACAACAACUACUGAAAUACCCGUUGUCUCUUUACAUAAUGAUGUUGUUGCUUGAUUGUGUUCAGCUAGUGUAGAUCCAAACCAGCGUGAGCCGGACCUCCUCCAUACACAUCUAACAUUUGCGCCUCCAGUGAUCAGAUGAUGAACCCAUGUGUAAUCUCAGCCAUUCAUUCUCACACACACACACACACGCACCAACAUUGACAUCGCAUUUUCACACACAUACCAUGCUCACAUUGACACGCUCACGCUUAAACACUCCUGCAGAAAAUAAACGGUAACAGUUGA
Molecule: messenger RNA, 8142 nt
Organism: Pseudoliparis swirei
Lineage: Eukaryota; Metazoa; Chordata; Actinopteri; Perciformes; Liparidae
Gene: arih2
Product: ariadne homolog 2 (Drosophila)
Exons: 14
Coding region: 5099-6643 (514 amino acids)
Biological process (GO): protein polyubiquitination; positive regulation of proteasomal ubiquitin-dependent protein catabolic process; ubiquitin-dependent protein catabolic process
Cellular component (GO): cytoplasm; ubiquitin ligase complex
Molecular function (GO): ubiquitin conjugating enzyme binding; ubiquitin protein ligase activity; zinc ion binding
Source: RefSeq, a predicted model, not a curated record